Messenger RNA from Lodderomyces parapsilosis, 1464 nucleotides. RefSeq names its product catalase. The coding region runs from base 1 to 1464 and encodes 487 amino acids. Gene Ontology annotation, biological process: response to hydrogen peroxide; hydrogen peroxide catabolic process. The record is from RefSeq and is a predicted model, not a curated record. Gene Ontology annotation, molecular function: catalase activity; heme binding. NCBI's taxonomy places the organism in Eukaryota, Fungi, Ascomycota, Pichiomycetes, Serinales, Debaryomycetaceae. Gene Ontology annotation, cellular component: peroxisome; mitochondrion; cytoplasm. The transcript has a single exon.
AUGGCUCCAGUAUUCACAAACUCACAAGGUAAUCCAGUGCCAGAACCGUUCGCCACUCAAAGAAUUGGUAAGCAUGGUCCAUUGUUGAUGCAAGAUGUCAACUUGAUUGACAACUUGGCUCAUUUCGACAGAGAAAGAAUUCCAGAAAGAGUUGUUCACGCUAAAGGUUCAGGUGCUCAUGGUGAAUUCGAGGUUACUGAUGAUAUCACUGAUAUUUGUUCUGCCAAGUUUUUAGACACCGUUGGCAAAAAAACCAAGGUUUUCACUAGAUUUUCACAAGUUGCCGGUGAACAGGGUUACCCUGAUACUGUUAGAGAUCCUAGAGGAUUUUCCACAAAAUUCUACACUGAAGAAGGUAUUUUGGAUCUAGUAUACAAUAAUACUCCGAUCUUUUUCCUUAGAGAUCCAUCAAAAUUCCCAUACUUUAUCCACACUCAAAAGAGAAACCCCCAAACUGGUAUGAAGGACCCAAACGCCUUUUGGGAUUACUUUGUUUCCAACCCAGAAUCUGUCCACCAAGUUACCCUUUUAUUUACCGAUAGGGGUAUUCCAAAAUCAUACAGAAAGCAACAUGGUUUUUCGGGUCACACAUACAAAUGGUCAAAUGCUAAAGGUGAUUGGUAUUACGUUCAAGUUCACUUUUUGUCUGAUCAAGGUAUUGAGAAUUUGACUGUUGAGGAAGCUACAAAGAUUGCUGGUGAAGAUCCAGAUUAUCUCAGAAACGACUUGUUUUCUUCCAUUGAGAAAGGUGAGUACCCAUCUUGGACUUGUUACAUUCAAACAAUGACUGAGGAACAAGCCAAGAAGGUUCCAUUUUCCGUUUUUGAUUUGACCAAGGUUUGGCCACACAAGGACUUCCCAUUAAGAAGGUUUGGUAAAUUGACUUUGAACAAGAAUCCGGAUAAUUUCUUUGCUGAAACUGAACAAGUUGGUUUUGCACCAGCAAACACAGUUCCAUCUAUGCAACCAUCGGCCGAUCCAGUUUUGCAAUCAAGGUUGUUUUCGUACACCGAUACACAAAGGUACAGAUUGGGCUCAAACUAUGCCCAAAUCCCAAUUAACAACCCAAACAAUGGUGGCAAGGUUUUUGCACCAAAUGUCAGAGAUGGUUUUAUGACUGUUAAUGGCAACCUUGGUGCAACACCUAACUACUUGGCUUCCGAUGUGGAUGUCAAAUUUGAUCAAUUUCCAAUUCAACAAGAUCAAGAAGUUUGGGAAGGCGCUGCUACUCCAUUCCAUUGGAAAGCUACUCCAGCUGAAUGGACUCAAGCCACUGAAUUUUAUAACAAGGUCUUGCCUAAGCAACCUGGUGGUCAAGAACGUUUGGCACACAAUAUUGCGGGACAUGUUUCUGCUGCCAGACGCGAUAUUCAAGACAGAGUUUUCAAAUACUUUGGUGGUGUUAGUCCAAAAUUAGAGGAAGACAUCAAGAAGGAAGUUUUCGAAUUAGACCCAAGAAAGUAA